CAACAGCACAGUCCGAUCACUGAAAUGUGCUCUGCAUCUACCAACUCAGGUUCAGAUUAACCAACUCCACCAGUUUGGCAAAACACACAUCCACCCACAUCAUCAUACUCAGACACUCACAGAACCCCUAAGCCUACAUGUGCCUGGAUGUGUGAAGUAGGACUCAUCGUGAGAUAGGAAAAGGGAGAAGAAGUAAAAGAAGAAGAUGAGGAGGGUGCGCAGAAAAGGAGGGAACAAAGAGAAGGUGUUUGGAUGUGAUUUGCUGGAACAUCUGGCAGCCUCCAGUCAAGAGAUUCCCCAGGUACUACGAAGCUGCUGUGAGUUUGUAGAGGAGCAUGGGAUUGUGGAUGGCAUCUACAGGUUGUCAGGGAUAUCAUCCAACAUUCAGAAACUGAGGAGUGAAUUUGACAGCGAUGCGAGUCCAGAUCUCAAUAAGGACACCUACCUGCAGGACAUCCACUGUGUCAGCUCCCUCUGCAAGGCUUACUUCAGAGAGCUGCCCAACCCGCUGCUAACGUAUCAGCUCUAUGACAAAUUUGCUGAGGCUGUGGCUGUCCAGCUGGAGGAGGAGAGACUAGUGAAAAUCAGAGAUGUGCUGAAGGAACUACCAAAUCUCCAUUACAGGACUCUUGAGUUCUUGAUGUGCCAUCUUGUCAGAAUGGCUUCACAUUCCUCUGAAACCAACAUGCAUGCCAGGAACCUUGCCAUUGUCUGGGCCCCCAAUCUACUCAGGUCUAAGGACAUAGAAGCAUCUGGGUUAAAUGGUACAGCGGCCUUCAUGGAGGUGAGAGUCCAAUCCAUCGUUGUGGAGUUCAUCCUCACACACGUCUCUCAGUUGUUCCCAGGGCAAGGUGCACUUCUUGAGAGGCGUAACUCCUUGCCGUCUCCAUCAGCGCUAUCCAAUCAGGAGAAGAUAAUUUUUCCAACUAUCUCCUCUCAGAGUCCAGGCAACUAUGGCAACAUUAGCCCGGGCGAUGGCCCCAUUGCCAUGAGGCCAUACCAUGCUAUCAUUGAGGGCACUGACAAGAGGAAAGGGUCUCUCAAGGGCAGGAAGUGGAUGUCCAUCUUCAACAUCGGAGGUCGAUUCCAUGACACAAGACGGAGGAACAAGAACUCAACCAAAGGUGUCGACCCGAAAAAAGAAAGGACCCCUCUAAGACCAGCCAAGAGCAUGGACUCCCUAAGCACCCCUUCCUGCCCAAAUGAAGCGUCCAGACAUCCUGCCCAGCGCCCACCAUCAUCUCACAUGUCUCUCUCCCCUGCUCCCAGCUCCCAAGCUGGCACAGAGGUUGGGGCCCCCGUUGGCGCUAUAAGAGGCAGCGGGUACGCUGUGACCUACCGCCGGGGCACGGGGGUAGUAGGCGGGGGAGGGGGGACCCAGGGCUCAUACAACCCCCUUGACCCUGAUGGAGCAGGAACCGUGGCAAACGAGGGCCAGCCUCAGCAGUCCCGAUCCCCAGCACACUCUGCGAAAUUGGGCUGGCGGUCAGCCAUGCACAUCUCAAAGCCUCACUCAGUCACAGUGCCCCUGCAUAUCACCUCCAACUUGGCACUGGGGGUUCUGCAAGGCGGAGGGGCAGACAAGGUCAUCCACUGCGGUAGGGAUAAGGAUGGAGGAGAGAGGAGGGAAGAAAAGGAGAGAGGAGAGAGGGUGAAGCAGAAGAAAGGAGGGGAAACAAAGGGGGAGGAGGAAGGAGGAAAGAUCACUGCACCAGAGCAGGUCAAAGAGGAGACGAAAGAAAGACAGGACGUGAGGGGAGAGGAGGCGAGCAUAGCAAUAGAUGGUGAGGGUGCUGAGGAGGAGGCUGAGGUGGUGAAGGAGGAAAAGAAGGAGGAAGAGGCAGCAAGAGUGGACCAUUUGCCAGAGCCAACGGAGGCAGCAGGAGGUCAAGGCGAGGAUGGGGAGCAAGGUGCUAACAUCAUGGACUCCGACAUAGAGGACAACAAUAAUGGAAGUCCUGGAGACAAUGAUUAUGAAUACAUGGAAAUGAAAAGUGUUGCUCCAAUUUCACCAACUGUUCCCCCCAUGUCAGAGACAAACGUGUGUGGCAUGGACAGUGUGCUGAAAGUGUCUGAUAUCCUUAAUUCCACCGACAUGGAUGUAGAUGAUUAUGAGCUGUCGGGAUAUGUGCAGGAUAAUUUUGAAUUCCUGGACCAUAUGGACAGCAACAUCUCCAGCCAGAAAAAUGAAUUCUCAGUGGAAGCUCCUUGUCACUUUGACUAUGAAGAAAUGGAGGCACAGAGGCCAUUCCAACACACACAAUUAAACCCACAUGAGCCACUCACCUCCGACACAGUCGGACGAAAUGUCAAGUCUCUUAGUCUCCCUCAUAUGACCCUGCCCUUCCUCCCAGCCCAGUUUUCCUCUGAAGAGGAUCUUGUGGAUGAUGAUAAUGAUGAUGAUGAUGAUGAUGAUGAUGAUGAUGAUAGUGAUGCUAGUGAUUACAGUAGCGACGAAGAUGGGGACAUGUUUUUUAGAAGUAUUCCUUCCAAUUAUAAAUUCCACAACCUGACCUGGCCUUGUCACACCACUGAAGGAGAUGCCUCCUCUCCAUUUCCACAGUCACCAGAACAUUUUGACUGCCUGGUCAUUGAUACACUUCCUGUUGACCAGUCACAGAGUCCUGAGCUUUCUGCAUGUGUUCAAUCACCAAUAAAAAAUCAGGAGCAGGGAGAAGCAAGAGAUGGAGGGAGAUUAGAGGAGAAGGAACAAGGGAAGGAAGAGGAGGAAUAUAAAGAUAACCAGGGAGAAGACCAAGUGCAAACAAAUACACAAACCCAAAGAACAGUGACAGGAGUUAUCUGCCCUGAAGUUGAUGCCAGCGUCAUCAAUGAGGAAGUUGCAGCACCAAUUGCUGAGGGUAACAGUGGAAUAGAUGCAGGGGCAGCCAUCGAGCUCGAAAAGGAAAAAGAAGGAAUCAACAGUAACAUGGAAUGUUCAGGGGGUCACUUUAGUUGUGACACUGUGGAGGAAACUGGCUCCCUUGUCACCAUCAUGCCGCCAUCCUCUCCUAUGCUUACCCAUGACGCACAGAGAUGGACUGUGGACAUGCUUGUCGAAGUUUCCAGAAACGUCUCUGGAAGCUCGAUAGAAAUGCCUAAAACCUCUAUCAGGAUGGACAGGGAAGGAAACAGGGAUGAUGGAGGAGAGAGUGAGGAGCGUGAGGAAGAAGAGGACAGAAUUGAAGAGGGGGCAGAGGGAGGAGAAGUCAGUCUUGAGACAGAGAAAGAGGUGGAGGGUUUGGUUGAGGAGAAAAAAGAACACAAUGAUGCCAAACAAGAAGAACACGGGGAGGGAAGCAGUGAAAUAAUCAUCUAUGAACCAUGUGAGGAGAAAGACGAGGAGUUGGUGAUGGAGGAGGAGGAAGAUGGUGAUACAGGGUCGGAUGAAGCAUUUUUUGAGAUGAACUGUAAAUUCUGGGAGGAGUUAAAUGACAUUGUCUGUGAUGUUAUAGAGAAUGCAGAAAGUGAGAUUGCUGAGGGGAGCAAUAUGCAAGGGGAUGUUGGAUGUUGCAUAAAUGAUGCAUUCAAAAAAGAAAAAUCACAGAGUGAAGAGUCAGAGGUGGAGGAUGUCCCUAGUCAAGAGACUGAAGUUUCCGAAGAAAGGUCAAAAAAGUUAGAGGAAGGAGGGUUCACAAAGACUGAGGCCGAGACUGAGGUGCUGGAAAAAUCUUUGACAGAAGACAAGUACAGCCAGGAGAUGCAACAAGAUUUAGAGAAGAAAGAGGCCACCUUACUGAAAGGAAGUGAAUUAAACGACAGAAAAGAAGAAGUAGAUUUAGAAAUCCAAGAGAGGCAUGCCUCUGAAGACGAGAAGACAACGACAGUAUGUCAAGACAACAAGAGAGUUAAGGCACAACACCAAAAACUGACAAGCAUAGACGACAGUGGGAAAAAAACAGAAGAUGUCAAGUCUGGAGACAAAAACUCGAGGCAGGGUGACAGCGAACAAGUAUUAGAGACAGGGGUGGGGAGAAAGCUGGUUAUCUCCAAACAAGCACUCUCCAAAGUAUACCAAGUUAAAUCUGUGCCAGUUGUGCCCCCUAAACCCCAGCAUUGCAGACUGACAGCACUAGGCCUUCGGCAACAGCAGCAAAGACAAAGGGGAGAUGUAGACAGAGAGAGGGAAAACUUGAUGAAAAGGGCACACGGAGGAGAGGAGGAGGAGGAUGGAGCAAAGAAGGAGAGGCAGACCUUCAGGCGAGUGGAGAGGGAGAGAAGGAAGGAGUGGGAUGAAGGUGGGACGAGGGACUCAGCCAGACACAAUCCCCUCAGCAUGUGUUUCGAUGAGGCUGUUGCCAUAGCAACCAUGAAGCGAGGGAGGGAGAAGGAGAGUGGUGAGAGGGAGAGACAGAGAGACUGGGGGACGAAGGACAGUGAAGUGGGCAAUCGAAAAUGAACAGUCCUCUGUUUGAAUGAUGAAUUUAAAGGAUAAUUCUGUUUUUUGUUUUUUUUCUACAACUUGGGUGUUUAUUUUCAUAGUUUUUGCCAUCAAACAUUUUGGUUAUGCGAUAUCAUUGUACUUUCCAGCUUUGUUGUCGAGAUUUUGGAUAUGGCAGCACCAUUGAUCACAGCUAUACCACGUUGUCUGGGUAAAUGAAUACAAACAUCAGACAUGUUUAUACAAGUCACAUUUUGCCUUGAUCAUCUAAACCACAUGUGUGGGGUGAAAAAUGAAAGGGAAGAUUAAAAGUUAUUA
Messenger RNA from Lampris incognitus (smalleye Pacific opah), 4699 nucleotides. RefSeq lists its product as uncharacterized. Gene Ontology annotation, molecular function: GTPase activator activity. Lineage: Eukaryota; Metazoa; Chordata; Actinopteri; Lampriformes; Lampridae. Gene Ontology annotation, biological process: small GTPase-mediated signal transduction. The record is from RefSeq and is a predicted model, not a curated record. The coding region runs from base 206 to 4399 and encodes 1397 amino acids. The transcript is spliced from 15 exons.